This is a messenger RNA of Cladophialophora carrionii CBS 160.54, 1368 nucleotides long. RefSeq lists its product as uncharacterized. Lineage: Eukaryota; Fungi; Ascomycota; Eurotiomycetes; Chaetothyriales; Herpotrichiellaceae. The transcript has 2 exons. Bases 1 to 1368 code for a protein of 455 amino acids. The record is from RefSeq and is a predicted model, not a curated record.
AUGAUUUCUUGGUGCAGACUGCCGACGCUCUGUGGGAUUAUCAUCCUCGGGCUGUCCCUCGUUUACUUUGCCUUCAUCGGGCCACCGUUGGUUCAUUCCAGAUUGGAUACUGCGAACCUGUGGCACACCGUUGCGCACUCGUUGCAUGGCCCACUUAAAUACACUGGAGCCAAAACCCACACGACUGGGUGCACUGUCGGGAAGCCGAAUCUGAUCCUCAGCGCAGUUGAUGGGCAAAAAUUGGAAGACCAGAUCUUCGUCUUCAUGCAGUCACUCGACGUUGCUCUUGGCGAGGAACUGUUGUCAAGCCAGCGCGCAAAGGCAUGUCCGCCAGCCUCUGUCCAUGUGCACGUCCUGGUACCAGCGCACUCCCUGGAAGAGAUCUCGCCAGCGUUCAAGGUGCUUCUGCAACGGUAUCCCGCCCUGGAACUCGUCCCAGCACUCCCAGACCUCGGCGGCGUAAAUGUCGUCCUGUGCCGCUUCAAGGGAUGGUCGGAGUACUUGAGGAAAGUUUCCGGCCAAUACGACAAAGUGCUAGCCAUCGACCUGGACGUUGUCUUCCAACGCAACCCCUUUGCCAUGGCGGUGGACCCUGGCGCCGAGCUGCUCUACUUCGCCGAAUGGCGAGGGCUGAAGAUCGGGCAAUGCAGCGUGCACGUUCGAUGGUUUGACGGCUGUGCCUUGUCAAACGCCAUCAAUCACAACGUCUCAUCGGUCUACAUGCCUCUGGACCGGAUCUGUGCCGGCUCGACCUACGGUACCGCACCAGCCAUGCAAAUCUAUCUGGACUUGAUGGCCGAGGAGCUUGCGGCGUCAGCCUGGAGCUGCAACGACCAGGCCAUGCACAUCCACAUCUACUACUCCGGGCUUCUAGACGCACAGCUGAGCAAGAAGGGUAUCGGGAGGGCCAAAUUGGUGCCAAACGCGGACGCACUGUUUGGCACGGUCGGCACUACGCCCAUGGUCCUGUUCAGCGAGUGGGGCGAGAUCCUUAAUGAAAAGGGACAGGUCCAGCACGUGGUGCAUCAGUUCAAGACCCACGCCCGACUUCGUGAGAUCGUCAUGAUGAAGUACGGCUGGUUGUCUCCCGUUGGGCAGCAGGACGCGAUUCCACCUGUCCCGGAGCUGGUCGAGGAGUCGGAGGUCAAGCAGCAAGGCAGUGGAGAAGGAGGGGACUCAGCUUCUUCUGGGACCAGCGAGGAGAAGCAUGCAUAUCAUCAUCCACACACAGCUUCCACUGCGCCCGACAAGACCGCAGAACUGAAGAGAUAUCAGCUGGCAAAGGUGUCGAACGAGUCGUGCAACGCGCAGGGGAUUUUGUGCUCGUGCAGGCAUUAUGACUGCCAGAUGCACUAUGAGCUGUUCUGA